This is a messenger RNA of Ustilago hordei, 420 nucleotides long. RefSeq lists its product as uncharacterized. The transcript has a single exon. The record is from RefSeq and is a predicted model, not a curated record. NCBI's taxonomy places the organism in Eukaryota, Fungi, Basidiomycota, Ustilaginomycetes, Ustilaginales, Ustilaginaceae. The coding region runs from base 1 to 420 and encodes 139 amino acids.
AUGUUACACUACAAGGACAUGACCGAUAUUGCAAACCUAGGUUACAAUGAUAUCAAUGAGCAUGGUGAGGAGCUCCAACAGCCUAUUGAUGACAUAUACCAGCCACUUUCGGCACUGGACACAACAUUUGUGGGGGACAUCAUAGUCCCUGGAUCCACAGACUCAGCUUUCGAAUACCCUACCAAUACAGAUGACGAGUUUCCACCUGCAGCAGAAAUGCAUUGCUUCCAAGAAAAACUUUGCCACAGCAGCAGACUGGCAGAUAUAGGACCCCUCCCAGCCUACAAUGCUGAGGCACAUAUGACCAUUGCCACAAACCUCAAACUUUUGAUCAAGGAGGUGCUGGCAGGACCUGACCAAAUACACUGGCAGGAGGCUAUCAAGGCCAAAAUGGAUGGCUUGGAAAGCAUGCAGAUCUGA